CACCGUAGGCUCCGCCCAUGUCCCGUUCCCUGAUUGGAUGGAAGCGACUGGCUCGGAUCGCCCAUUGCCGGAAGGAAGGCGGCAGUGAUUCCAUUCUUGAAAAGGCCCUGGGGAAGAUUCUGCCGGGGUGGUGGCCUGCCGGAAGGAAAAUGAGUGAAUCUCUGGUGGUUUGUGAUGUUGCUGAAGAUCUAGUGGAGAAACUGAGAAAGUUUCGUUUUCGCAAAGAAACUAACAAUGCUGCUAUUAUAAUGAAAAUUGACAAAGAUAAACGGCUGGUAGUACUGGAUGAAGAACAUGAGGGUAUUUCACCUGAUGAGCUAAAAGAUGAACUACCUGAACGACAACCUCGCUUCAUUGUAUAUAGUUAUAAAUAUCAGCAUGAUGAUGGAAGAGUUUCAUACCCUCUGUGCUUUAUUUUCUCAAGUCCUGUUGGAUGUAAGCCUGAACAACAGAUGAUGUAUGCUGGGAGUAAAAAUAAGCUAGUUCAAACAGCUGAACUAACCAAGGUAUUUGAAAUAAGAAAUACUGAAGACCUAACUGAAGAAUGGUUAUGUGAGAAACUUGGAUUUUUCCACUAAAGUGAACAUCUUAUUACUCUUGAGUAUUUAUGUACUAACCUGACCAUACUGGAACCAGACAUAAAAACUUAUUUAUGCCUAAAAAUGCAUUGUUAUUUACAAUUUUGUUUCCUGCAGUAAAUAAAAAAAUCUUCAGUUGUG
This is a messenger RNA of Gracilinanus agilis (Agile Gracile Mouse Opossum), 719 nucleotides long. It is a transcript of the gene GMFB, whose product is annotated as glia maturation factor beta. Gene Ontology annotation, cellular component: actin cortical patch. Lineage: Eukaryota; Metazoa; Chordata; Mammalia; Didelphimorphia; Didelphidae. Gene Ontology annotation, biological process: negative regulation of Arp2/3 complex-mediated actin nucleation; actin filament debranching. Gene Ontology annotation, molecular function: Arp2/3 complex binding; actin binding. Bases 18 to 578 code for a protein of 186 amino acids. The record is from RefSeq and is a predicted model, not a curated record. The transcript is spliced from 7 exons.